AUGCUCUUGACUCGUGCCUUAACCUUACUCAAGGGAUCUCAUCAGGGUCUAGAACAUUUGUGGAGUGUUCAAUGUCGAUCCAUAUCGAUUUUGUCGCAAUUACAGCCGUCAGAAGGCUCUACCAAAACGUACAAAAGAGUGGGUCGUGGUCCUUCUUCAGGCAAAGGUAAGACGUCUGCUAGGGGUCAAAAGGGUCAAAAGGCCCGUGGAAAAGUGAAGUCGUGGUUUGAAGGUGGUCAAACGCCCAUUUAUAAGCUUUUCCCAAAAAUUGGGUUCACCAAUGUCACAUCUUUGGAGCUGAACGAACUCAACUUGGAUCGUGUAAUGUGGUUUCAUCGUAAGGGUCGUUUAAAUUUGAAGCCCAACGAGUUGCUCGAUAUGAAGAAAAUGAAGGAUCUCGGACUUGUCACCGGCUCUAUCAAAGAUGGUGUCAAGCUGUUGGGCGACGGGAAAGAGUAUUUCAAUCUUCCGUUGAAGAUAGAGGCCACACGGGCGUCCAAAGGUGCUAUUAAAGCUCUGGAGCGUGCAGGAGGAGAGUUUACGGCCAGAUACUACAACAAACUGGGGUUGAAGGCGCAUUUGAGUCCACGUUGGUUUUUGGAAAAAUAUGGACGUAUCCCACUACAGGCCAGACCUGUCAAAAGAAAAGAUAUUGACUAUUACAGUAAUCCACUCAAGCGUGGGUAUCUGAUCAAAGAAAAUGACCCUCUUUUGCAGCAGAUUCAAGAAGCCAGAGCCGGUGGUCAUCAGACCUUGGCUCGUAAGGCCGCGAAAAAGACCGCUUUGGAGUUGCAGCUAGAAAAUUCUGAAAGCGAAGCCGCCCAUAGCACUCAAUCCGUUCAGUCACAGAUUAUAACCGUGGAAAAUCUGCGGUAA
Lachancea lanzarotensis is the source of this 876-nucleotide messenger RNA. RefSeq names its product LALA0S02e10242g1_1 (gene MRPL10). NCBI's taxonomy places the organism in Eukaryota, Fungi, Ascomycota, Saccharomycetes, Saccharomycetales, Saccharomycetaceae. Gene Ontology annotation, molecular function: structural constituent of ribosome. Gene Ontology annotation, cellular component: mitochondrial large ribosomal subunit. The coding region runs from base 1 to 876 and encodes 291 amino acids. Gene Ontology annotation, biological process: translation. The record is from RefSeq and is a predicted model, not a curated record. The transcript has a single exon.